Morus notabilis is the source of this 1006-nucleotide messenger RNA. RefSeq names its product putative tRNA 2'-phosphotransferase. The coding region runs from base 190 to 837 and encodes 215 amino acids. Lineage: Eukaryota; Viridiplantae; Streptophyta; Magnoliopsida; Rosales; Moraceae. The transcript is spliced from 5 exons. The record is from RefSeq and is a predicted model, not a curated record.
UCCUGUCCAAUGUUGUAUUUUGGCCCCUUAAUUCUUCCUUUUUUUCCAUAUCGCUCUCACCAUUUUCACAUUUUCUUUUCUUCUUUUCCCUUUCUGCUUCCUCUCGUCUCUCCACGGAAGCACAGCGGAAGCUUUCUUUCCUGGGCUUCACCGCCGAGCUUUCCCAUCGACUAGAAGGCCAAUUUUGAGAUGAAGGAGGGCAGUUUUGCUGAAGAGCUUUACUCAGAAAGUUUAAAGCUAUCGAACGUGGCAUUGGAUUCAACAUCAAGUGCCCAAAAUAAGGUUCUGGAUUUUCAAGAUUCUGAAAGGGAUUAUUCCUUGUAUGAAGAUGAUUCUUUUUACCAUGAAUUGGAAAAAUCAUCUGAUCUGGACAGGGAGUGGCAGCGAAGGCGUGAACAAUUCCACACGAUUGGAUAUCGUGAUGGUGUAAUAGCGGGAAAAGAAGCUGCUGCCCAAGAAGGAUUUAAUAUUGGUUUUAAGCAAUCAGUCUCUGUUGGAUACAAAUGGGGGAUUGUUAGAGGUGUUACCAGUGCACUGGCCUUACUUCCAGACGGUUUGAAGGAAAAACUGAUAGAAACGGAAGAAAAGAGAACUGAGUUUCAGAAAUUGUAUGAAUCUGCGCAUUCUCUUUCAACAACUGAUGCUCUCAAGCGGUUUAAUGAUUCUAUUGUGGCUAAAAGAAUUAGAGAACAGGGUGAAAAUGUUGAGGCUAGUUCCGAUGAAGGACAUCUCAACCAGCAACGAUCAGAUUCAGACCGAAAACAACUAGAUAGUUACUAUGAAGAGCUUCAAUCCCUUCUUCUUGAAUCUCCUCGAAUGAAAAUAGAGUUGUCAUAGGGGAAUAGAGCUCUAUGCUAUGCUGUGACGUCAGUAAUUUAGUAUGUGGUACUAAAAUUAGGAAUGAAACAUGGUAAAGAUGAUUUUUUUUGACAGUUGAAGUUGCUAUUGUUAUAAACAGCUAUUCUGUCAAAAGAAAUGUAAUUUAUUGUUUCAUUGUCCCUCAUUA